UUCUCUUUCUCUAACCUUUCCAUUUUCCGGAAAGGACGUUUCAUCACUAAUUUCAUCGCUAAGUAUGUUUCAUCGCCAGAACAUUUUUUGACUCUACAGUAACUAUUAUCAUUUCUCUCUCUCAUUUUUCUUUUUUUUUUCUCUAACUUUUUCAUUUUCUGGAAAGGACGUUUCAUCGCUAAUUUCAUCGCUAACUAUGAUUCAUUGCCAAUUAAUCUACUGUCUCGACAGUAACUAUUUUUAUUUCUCUUUCUCAUUUUUCUUUCUCCAUUUCUCUAUCUUUAUUUUUUUGUAAGAGCUAACAAGACGUUAGAGUCUCCAUUAACAAUUUUAUUUCUAAAUAAAACGAUUUUUUGCUUAAUUUUUUUAAACUAUUUUCGAUGAAUUUCAUUAUUAUUUAUUUCUUCUAUAUUUUAACCUCAUUUAUUGUAAAUUGUGCUCCUUCUUUAAAUAUUUCUUCUUCAAAUUUUCUUUCAAAUGAGGAUGAUUUACAUUGGAUUUUUCGACUUUUGCCUAUUUUAGUUGGUUAUGGCUUUCUAAUAUUUUUCUGUUUUUAUUUAAUUCGUUGGGUGGAGAAGAAAUCUAAAGACAACGAUUCUUUUCUUCAACAAAAUUUUUUUCUUCAUUUUCUUCGUCUUUUUGCUAUAGGCCAACCAGAAUAUAAACAAUUACCACAACAAAAUUUAAAUAAAAACAAAUCAAUUCCUCCUUCUUUUUCGCUACGACGGAAAAGAAAAUCUUUUUUUGAAGAUGCAAUUUAUUUUUCAAUAUUUUUCAUAGGAAUUCAGGUUUUUCUUUGA
Molecule: messenger RNA, 800 nt
Organism: Meloidogyne enterolobii
Lineage: Eukaryota; Metazoa; Nematoda; Chromadorea; Rhabditida; Meloidogynidae
Source: the annotation of a GenBank genome assembly